Messenger RNA from Populus euphratica (Euphrates poplar), 1152 nucleotides. Its product is annotated as 3-hydroxyacyl-CoA dehydrogenase family protein. The transcript has 4 exons. Bases 92 to 1060 code for a protein of 322 amino acids. The record is from RefSeq and is a predicted model, not a curated record. NCBI's taxonomy places the organism in Eukaryota, Viridiplantae, Streptophyta, Magnoliopsida, Malpighiales, Salicaceae. Gene Ontology annotation, molecular function: NAD+ binding; oxidoreductase activity, acting on the CH-OH group of donors, NAD or NADP as acceptor. Gene Ontology annotation, biological process: fatty acid metabolic process.
ACGCCAUCCCAUUAGAUUGGUUUAGCACCUGUUGAGAUAAGACAAAGAAGACGCCUUUCGAAUCUGUCUCUACGCCAACUGUUUAGAAAACAUGCUUGGAGAUCCUCUUUUAUCAAGGGUAUCAAGAGCGGAGCGACCAAAACCAUUUAUCAUUGAGGAGAGUGAAACAAACAUGACGGAGAUCAAGGCUGUAGGCGUGGUGGGCAGCGGCCAAAUGGGCUCUGGUAUAGCCCAACUCGCCGCCGUACACGGGCUCGAUGUGUGGCUGCUUGACACGGAUCCCGCUGCUCUCUCUAGAGCCACCAAGUCUAUCACCUCUAACAUCCACCGUCUCAUCUCCAAAGGCCAACUCUCCCAGGCUGCAGGUAACGAUGCGUUGGGCCAUUUACGGUGUAGCUCAAAUUUAGAAGAGCUGCGUAUGACAGAUAUUGUCAUUGAAGCUAUCGUGGAAUCCGAAGAUGCGAAGAAAACAUUAUUCCUUGAACUAGAUAGGAUAGCAAAAAGUUCUGCCAUUUUGGCAUCCAAUACAAGUUCCAUCUCCAUUACCCGCCUAGCAUCUGCAACUAGCAGGCCACGCCAGGUGAUUGGCAUGCAUUUCAUGAAUCCUCCUCCUAUAAUGAAACUGGUUGAGAUUGUACGCGGUGCAGACACAUCAGACAAUACAUUUUAUGCAACCAAGGCAUUGGCAGAGAGGUUUGGCAAGACAGUGAUAUGCUCUCAAGAUUUUUCAGGCUUCGUUGUAAACCGGAUCUUAAUGCCAAUGAUAAAUGAAGCAUUUUAUGCUCUCUAUACAGGAGUGGCAACAAGGGAGGAUAUUGAUACAGGAAUGAAGUUAGGAACGAACCAUCCAAUGGGUCCUUUACAACUUGCAGAUUUCAUUGGACUGGAUGUAUGCCUGUCGAUAAUGAAAGUUCUUCAGACUGGCUUAGGGGACAAUAAAUAUGCUCCAUGUCCACUUCUUGUGCAGUAUGUUGAUGCGGGUCGUCUUGGACGAAAACGUGGUAUUGGUGUCUAUGACUAUCGUGCAGCUGAGCAACUAAAACGAUCUGCUCGACUUUGAACUCACUGAAAAUUGUGAAUUGUGAGACUCGCACUGCAAUGCCUUUCUAAUUAAGUUUGUGUUUGGUAUUGUGAUUUAUAAUGUUUUUUAAA